Molecule: messenger RNA, 2642 nt
Organism: Phyllopteryx taeniolatus (common seadragon)
Lineage: Eukaryota; Metazoa; Chordata; Actinopteri; Syngnathiformes; Syngnathidae
Product: organic cation/carnitine transporter 2-like
Exons: 11
Coding region: 408-2066 (552 amino acids)
Biological process (GO): transmembrane transport
Cellular component (GO): membrane
Molecular function (GO): transmembrane transporter activity
Source: RefSeq, a predicted model, not a curated record
UUUUUUUCUUCUUCUUCUCAUUGCUGUCCACGCUUGGGCGUGUCCUCGGCAGUCACGAGACAGACUUCUUAUCUUCAUCUUAUUUGGUUGUUUGUUUGUUUGGUUGUUUUCCUGCGGAGUCAGCACUUUGGAAAGAGGCAACUCGCUCACGCGCAUCCUCGCGUGAUUGACAGGCGCUGCCUCCCGGGCGGACCGCCGGAGCGUUCCCGGAGGCAGGCGGAGUUCGAUUGGCAGUUUCGGAGGCAUGUGGGGUGGAUGACAGGGCGGUGGCUACUUAGCUUGCUCGUGACAGAAGGACCUAAUUGUUUUCCCUAGCGAGAUGGGGUCUAUUAUGUUCGCCGCUUAAAUUAAAACAAAUAAACAACAACAAAAUAAAAUAAAACAAAAUAUCAACUUUAUCCCUCGCCAUGAAGAGUUACCCGGAGACCGUCGCCUUCUUGGGGCAGUUCGGACGCUUCCAGCAGGUCGUUUUUCUUUUGCUGUGCAUCAGCAUCGUGCCGAACGGCUUCGGUGCCUUCACGCUCGUCUUCCUGACCGACACGCCGACACACCACUGCCGGGUGCCGGACGUCAAUCUAACCGAGGACUGGCGCGCUGUCGUCAUCCCGGUGCGGGUGAUGAAUGGCAAAGAGGUGCGUAGCAGCUGUAGCAGGUACCGGCUCGAUGUAGUCCGGAACCUGUCAGACCAGGGCUACAGUCCAGGGCGGGAUGUCAACCUCACCUUCCUGGAGGAAGAGACGUGCCAGGAUGGCUGGAUCUACAGCAAGGAAGUCUACCAGUCCACCGUUGUCACUGAGUUUGACCUGGUGUGCAACAACAAAUGGAAGAAACCAUUGACUACCACCAUUUUCUUUGUGGGCAUCCUGGCCGGAUCCUUCUUCGCGGGGCAACUUUCAGACAAAUUUGGAAGGAAGCCUAUCCUUUUCAUCACGCUGGCUCUGCAGACCGUCUUCAGCUUCAUUCAGGUUUUCUCUGUAUCCUGGUCCAUGUUCACCGUCCUGCUGGUCAUCAACGGCCUGGGACAGAUGUCCAACUAUAUGGCGGCCUUAGUACUGGGCGCAGAGAUCCUCACAGGCAAUGUGCGGCUGCUAUACUCAUCGCUGGGAACCUGCUUUGGUUUCGCAGCUGGCUACAUGAUCCUGCCUGUGUGCGCUUACUUCCUGAGGGACUGGAAGUCUCUCAUGCUGGCCUUGUCCCUGCCCUGCCUGGCCUUGUUCCCCUUCUGGUGGUUCAUCCCGGAGUCUCCUCGCUGGCUCCUGUGCCAGGGACGAGUGGAGGAGGCAGAGGCCAUUGUGAGGAAGGCGGCCAGGAUGAACAAAGUGCAAGCCCCACAAGUCAUCUUUGAAGACUACAUUGUGAGCAAGCCCAAAGAUUCACAGGCUAAAGAACCGCACAGCAUUCUGGACCUGGUUGGCAACGUGGAAAUCGGUUUCAUGACAAUAAUUCUCUGCUAUGUGGCGUUCACCAUGUCCGCAGGCUACUACGGCAUCUCCUUCAACACGACGCAGUUCCACGCCAACGCGUACGUCAGCUGCUUCAUCUCGGGGGCUGUGGAGCUUCCGGCGUACGUGUCCAGCUGGCUUGCUCUGCGCUAUGUGUCGCGUCGAAUGUCCAUUAUCGGCUCCCUGGUACUGGCUGCGGCGCCGCUCUACUUCAUACAGCUGGUGCCCGAAGGUUACUCUGGUCUAUCGCUCACUCUGGAGAUGGUGGGAAAAUACGCCAUCACCACCGGCUACGGCCUGAUGUUCCCUUACACCACCGAGCUGUACCCGACGGCGCUACGAAACACGGCGGCCGGGAUCUGCAACACAGUGGCGCGGAUGGGAAGCUGCAUCACGCCAUACCUGCUGGAACUCAGGUCCUACUCGCCAUUCCUGCCUUACAUCAUACUGGGCAGUCUGGCCGUUUUGGCGGCCUUCGCAACCGUCCUCCUGCCAGAGAGUUUCGGGCGACCGCUCCCUGAAUCCAUCCAACAGAUACGCAAGAGAGAGCGCAUCAAGUGUCCGUGCAUCCCGAAGGCAGAGACCCCCGUUGCUGUGGUUCUUUUGGAAAAUCCCAAAUCUUAGUAAACUGCAGUGUGUGGAUUAAAAAUGCAGUUGUUUACAGGGCUAUAUAUGCAACUAUAUAUAUAUAUAGAGAGAGAGAGUUGCAUGUUAUUUUCCAUUUUCUGGGGAUUUUAUUUGGAAAUAGGUCAUAUCAGGUUGCUUUUUCAAGUGUAAUUUCUACUUUACAAUGUCAUUGAAUAUAAAUGUGAAUACUGUUGACAAAUGCUGAUACUUUAUGUGAGGACUGGUCUCACUUUACUAUGCGCACAUGUAUGUAUGUUCGUGGCAUAAUAUUUUUGUUACUAUGUUAUCGUCAUUCCGUAUGUACGGUAAUGGUGAGUGUACGUUGUGUGAUGUGUGCAUGCUUCUGGGCAUGUGUCGCUUUGUAUGUGUUUUUUUCCCAAUGCAAACCAUUUUAAAAAAAUCGAAACCAAAAUGGAGUGGUUUCAGGUGCGGAGAGCCUUAAAAGGUAAAUACAAUCAUCUUAUUAUAUAAACUGUGCAAUCAAGCAAUACACACUCAGUGUACACAAGUAUUGUAUGUGAUUCUGUUGCUUUUAAAGUGACAAUAAAAAGAACUGUUCUGUUUACCUUGAAA